Drosophila arizonae is the source of this 1493-nucleotide messenger RNA. RefSeq names its product BLOC-1 related complex subunit 5 (gene BORCS5). Lineage: Eukaryota; Metazoa; Arthropoda; Insecta; Diptera; Drosophilidae. The record is from RefSeq and is a predicted model, not a curated record. Gene Ontology annotation, cellular component: BORC complex; cytoplasmic side of lysosomal membrane; synaptic vesicle membrane. Gene Ontology annotation, biological process: organelle transport along microtubule; positive regulation of anterograde synaptic vesicle transport; lysosome localization.
AACAAAAAGAAAAACAAAUUUCCACACGAGAGAGAGCUGUUUUUAUAUUUACAAACGAGAGAGAUCGAACGAAUUCUGUAAAAUUGCAUAGAAAAAGCUGAGCAUACCGCUGAAGCGCAAUGGGUGCGGAGCACUCGCAGCAGCGCGUCGAGGCUGACGGCCAUGAGAUCUUCGAGAGACGCGAUCCAGCUGGGGUCAGUAGCAUGGCCCAAUCCUCCAGCAAUCCCGCAGCUGUUCGAAUGAGCGAUGGCAGCGCCAUGGCACUGACGGCGGCUGCGACGGCAGCCACAAACAAACGCAGGGGCGGCGCCGUACAUCAGAGACAACAGCAGCAACAACAACACCAGCAGCAGCUCCUGCAACAGCAGCCUUCUGCGUUACCGCAUGGAGCUAGCAAUGGACCAGCUAGCAUCGUGAUUGCCAGCAAGCAAAUCAUUUCGGACACCGCAUCGCCCACAAGCUCCGAGCUAAGCCGACCGCCUUCACCGUUGCUAAGCGUGUGCUCAGAUCUGCCGUAUGUCUCCUAUACGGAUCGGCCCAUCGGCGACUCGCCCAAGAUACGCAACCGACCAGCCCAUAUGCUGCAGCAGAGCAGUGCCAGUCGGGCCGCCGCACGCAAGUCACAUCCUGGCAGCAUUACCACAACCAUCAAGCCAAAGCGGCCGCAGUCGACGGCUUCCAGUCACAAUAUCGUGAUCGUCAAGCCGGGCACACGGGACAUCAAUGACGACAUUGACCCGGAUCUGCUGCGCCUGCGCAACAUACCUCAGUUCCUGCCCGUGCUGCGGGAGUCGAUCAGCUCGGCGACAUACACACGAGAUCCCGAAAUUCUGGAGCGCUUGAAUUCGCAGCAUCUGCUGAAUAUAUGCAGCCGCAUGCAGACCCAUUUGAAUCUGUGCGCUAGCCAUGUGGCCAGCGAGCAAAAUCACCUCGUGGAACGCACUAAGGUGGUCAGCAACUCGAUCACCACACUCUUCGCCAGCUUCGUCGAUAUGCAGAAGACGUACGCCUCGUAUGCGGAACAGUUCGCUAAGAUACGCGGCGUCUCGCAGCAGCUGAGCCGCUGCAAUUCGCUGCUGCACGAGAAUAUCGCCAGCCUGGAAGCGAUUAAUAACUUCCUGGACGACGACGAUCGGCUGGAGCCGUUCGUCUGGCGCACAGACGACAACAAGCUGCGCGGCGAGGCCGAAGGCGCCGCCGGCGGCAACAGCAGUCGUCUCUGGCGCCUCUAGAUGCUGCCGCACUUCCGCAAGCUCGCUUCCAAAGACAGUUCGUUAUUUGUUAUCGGUCUAACUCGUAACUCUAUGCUAUGUAUUUAUUGUGCAUAUUAACUUUAAAGUUUAAACAUUUAUCGUAUAAAUAACUGGGCAUGUUAAGAAUGUUUGUUAAGAAUGGUUAAUCGGAUUUCUUGUUGUGCACUCAGCUCGAUCUCGUACAUUUGCUGGGGCACGAAAUCUGCACUACAAUUGGAGCUGAGACCAAACUAUGUAAAU